AUGGAUAUUUUGGGUAGAUUCCUUCUGAAAGAGACGAUCGGUAUGUUGGGAUCUUGGAAAAGCACUCUGCAUUACAUAGCAAGAAUGGAAGAAGCCCCUAAUGAUAUCAUAUCAAGAGCCAACAACAUUGAAGCAAAAAUCAAAGAACUUACAGAGGCUUUUAAGAGGAUAGUGAACAAUAUUCAUCCUGGAUUCCCAGAAAGUUAUGUGUACCCAUACUGGAAUGGACUGGCAUCCUUGCAGUCACCUGAUGAAGACACUUGCUUUUUUGCUUUGUAUAACUUAUUUCGGUGCCUGACAAAGGAUUCACGUAAGGUUGACUUUAAUCUUAGGCUCCUGAUGUGCCAACUUGUCUAUAAAAUAGAUUGUUAA
Molecule: messenger RNA, 372 nt
Organism: Peromyscus leucopus (white-footed mouse)
Lineage: Eukaryota; Metazoa; Chordata; Mammalia; Rodentia; Cricetidae
Product: prolactin-6A1-like
Biological process (GO): positive regulation of cell population proliferation; positive regulation of lactation; mammary gland development
Cellular component (GO): extracellular region
Molecular function (GO): hormone activity; prolactin receptor binding
Source: RefSeq, a predicted model, not a curated record